Molecule: messenger RNA, 1135 nt
Organism: Planococcus citri (citrus mealybug)
Lineage: Eukaryota; Metazoa; Arthropoda; Insecta; Hemiptera; Pseudococcidae
Exons: 5
Coding region: 177-944 (255 amino acids)
Source: RefSeq, a predicted model, not a curated record
GGUGGUCCUCUUCGUCUCGUCGCGUCGUAAUGAGCACGUCUGAAUCUUUAAUACCGAGAAAUUGUUCAUAUUGUCGUGUAAAGUUGUACUUAUUUGUUCGACACAAAUUAUUAUUUUUUUUUCAAUUUUGUGAAUUAAGUGAGAGUUUUUGAUACGUAAUAGGUACUUCUGUCAUCAUGAGAUCAAUUUUGAUUUUGAUUUGCGUGGUCGUAUUUAUUCAAGAUUUCACCCAAGGUCGUUUGGCUGUAAAUGAUGAUGGGAUUGUGGGCGUAAGUCAGCAGAAACUUAAAGAUUACAUGGUCAAGGCCAUUAAAGGAUUUCGUAAGAUAAUGUUGGUAGGAGAUACAGAACUUGAUUAUCCGGUGAUGGAUCCUUACGAGCUCGUAGAUGCCUCUUGGGAUCUCAGCGAUAAAUCAAUUAGUAAAAAAUACAGUCUGAAUUUUUUCAAUAAAAACACAACUAUCAUAAAAGGACUCGCUAAUUAUGAAGCCACGAAUGUGGAAGCGAGCGCAAAAGACAUGCGGGUGUCGUUCAUGCUCACUCACAGAAACAUUUCAUCCAAAAUUCCUUAUAAAUUAGAUGGCUAUUUGUUGAAGAACUUCAUGCCUGUAUUUGGUGAUGGUUUCAUCGAAUUCUCUACACCGAAUCAAGUAUUCCAAGUUGUCAUAGAUCUGGGCUUAGAACAAGGAUACGUGGUUGUUGAAAAAGUGAAAAUUGAUCGAGUCAACAAAAAUAUUGAUGUCAAGGUUACCAACCUCAUGGAUUUGCCAGAUCCGUUUGCCAGUGCAGUCUUAGAUGACAUUUUGGAUGAUUUAAUGAAGAAAAAUGGUGAUAAAGUACUGAAUGCCCAAGCUCAUAUUUUGGUCGAAGAAGCUGUGGGUGGAAUGACUCUUGACGAGCUUUUUGAAUAUUUAGAUCAUUUGGGAGAAAAAUCUGAAGAAUAGGGAACUUGGAUUGGUAUCGAGAUGAUUACAAAUUACGUAUGAAGUUGAAUUAAAAUGUAGAUAGCAAACUAAUGAACAAAAUAUUUAUAAUUACCGUAGCGUACAAAGUGUGAUGUAGCCGAUGUAAGUAGGUAUAAUUUUCUCUGCAUGAAAUAAUUAUAAAAACACUGAUAAAAAAUGAUGAUACGUUC